AUGCUCGCAUCCCGGUCUUUGUACUGGACCCUCGUUGUGUUGGUUCUAGCAAUUAUACAACCGGCCGUUUCACAUCCUAUAUCAACGCCGAAAUGGAUGAAAACGACCCAAUUCGAGAAUCGGGACUCCCGUGGAGUCUGGAAGGGUUUUAAAAAACACGAGGAGAUUCCCCUCUCCCAAUUAUCCCAAGCUGUAUCCACCCAGUCUGCUUCCACAUCAACAAUCCAUGAAACAAGUCUUGAGCGAGGACAACCAGGCCGUAACUAUAAACGGGACACAAUUUCAGACAAACCGAUCGUCUCUGUCUUGGUACCCAAACCACUUAUCUCGGAAAAACUAGACCGACACUGGAAACACCCUCAAGCCGAGCACUAUGAAUCGCCAUGGAAGAACACUGCCCCUUCAACAAAACAUUAUGGGGAAGUGUUAGGAAACAAAAAGGCGAAAGUGGAAACAACCGGAUUCCACAGACAGGAAACCCAAUCUUCUACAUCUUCAUUGCGACUCUCAUCCGGAAACUAUAUUUCUAUCUUUUCAUACCGAAUCUCUUUUCCAUUCUUGAAGGUCGCCCAGGUUUCUUUCCCUCAGUUUCCUCUACCGCAAAUAUUCACUACGGUUAUGAUUCUACUGGCCUUGGUCUGGAUUGCGAUUUUAGCAAUUGGGUUGGCGGAAGUGGGUAAUUAUUUAUGGAAAAGGGUAAAAUCGGCUUGGCUUGCAGGUGAAAGUCGUGAAGUGGCGAAGGAGGACUCGACAGGCAGGGUCGUGGAAUUGAAAGAGCCUUUUCAGGUUCCUGUUGUUCUGAGGCUUCCAAGGCGCGAAGCUGCCUGGCGUCAUGAAAAUGAGUUUCUGUCGAGUAGUUCAGAAUCAGACACUGACUCCUCUGGGAUGGACGACUCUCGUAUGCCUUGA
Molecule: messenger RNA, 909 nt
Organism: Penicillium odoratum
Lineage: Eukaryota; Fungi; Ascomycota; Eurotiomycetes; Eurotiales; Aspergillaceae
Exons: 2
Coding region: 1-909 (302 amino acids)
Source: RefSeq, a predicted model, not a curated record